CGUAUUUGUAUAGAUCGAGCUCGCACGCAGCGCGAAACCACACAGUGCGACUCAGUUUUCGUGCCGUUGUGAGUGAAACGUAGCGGCGCUGUUCCAGCGAAACGUGUGCGGUGUCAUCGCCCAGACUUUCGUCGACCGACAAAACAAAACCCACCUAAAAAAAUGCCUGCCCCAGUUGAACCUGAAGCCGGCGGCCCGGAAAAUGGCCAACCGAGGUCCGAGCUUCAGGAGUUGCAAUUCCGUGCUGGUCAAGUCACAGAUGAGUCGCUCGAUAGUACAAGACGGAUGCUGGCGCUCUGCGAGGAGAGCACAGAUGCCGGUGCAAAGACGUUGGAAAUGUUGUCACACCAAGGCGAACAACUCGAUCGUAUUGAGGAUGGCAUGGACCAGAUCAACGCCGACAUGAAGGAGGCUGAAAAGAAUCUGACUGGCAUGGAGAAGUGUUGUGGGAUUUGUGUCCUGCCCUGUAACAAGAGUUCAUCGUUUAAGGAAGAUGAAAGCACGUGGAAGGGCAACGACGAUGGAAAGGUCGUCAAUAAUCAGCCGCAGCGUGUGAUGAUGGACAACGGAUGUGUGGCGGGUGGUUACAUUGGGCGCAUCACGAACGACGAUCGCGAGGUGGAGAUGGAGGAUAAUAUGGGCCAGGUGAACACGAUGAUUGGUAAUCUGCGCAACAUGGCGAUUGAUAUGGGCUCCGAGCUGGAGAACCAGAACCGGCAGGUCGAUCGCAUCAACCUCAAGGGCGAAUCCAACGCCACGCGGAUACAAAUGGCCAACGAGCGCGCCCACGACCUACUCAAGUAGACAGUACCUAACAGUGACAGUAACACGAUUCGAAUGUUUUACAUGUGUUUACAAUGGACAUGGAGAUGUACUAUUAUUAUUAUUAUUAUUACAAUUACAAUUGGGGUGCGUUCGAUCACGUCGAGAUCCGAUAAUUUAUCAUACAUCAAACGUUUAAAUGUAUAGUUGUUACAGUUUACAAUAAUGAAUGUUUCGGUCGACUAUGCUUUGGUGGAAUUUUCUUUACGUGUGUAAUGUUUAUAACAAUUUCGACGUGGUGGAACGCUCCUGUGAACAUACCCCUCUUAACAAGUUGACAAAUUAACAAAAAAAAUGCGAAAGUCUAGAUUUUUUAGGAGGCAUGCACAAAAACCAAAUUUAACAUCACUGAACUUAUCUAAACUUUUCUGAAAUUAUUAGCUAAUCUAAUCUGUAUUAAUUGAUUAACUUUUAAUAGUUGAGUUUUGAACGUUUUGUACAGUCGUACAACUAACAUACAUCAACGCGCAUAUGUUGUGCGUGCAAUUAUUAUAUCUAAACAAUUAAUACUAACGUUAAUAUAAAACAUACUGCAAAUUUGUUACGAUGUGAAAGUCUGUAAUAAGAAGACGAAGAGCGGAACAGGUGUGUCAUUGUGUAAUUUGCUUCUGCUAGGGCGAGAGCAACGAAACGCGCAUCGCGGUCGCAAAUCAACGGGCCAACAAGCUACUCAAGUCCUAAACCGGGAACGAAGUCGCCUUUUAUAUACACUUCUAUCUCUACCUUCUUCACUAUAACUUAUAACUUGUAACUUUGAUUAUAGUUUACAUAGUUUAACAAACAAGCAAAACAUGCAUUCGAAGAACAGCUAAAUAUAGAGAAAAUUGUAAAAUGUAGCAUAAAAUGUAACAAAAGUUUACCAAAUCAAUUCAAUUAAAUGAAACAAUUACUUUACAGUUGCAAUUAUUACAAGUACGAUGAUAAUAUUCUUAAACUAACUGUAAACCAGGACCGUACACGCAGGAAAAUAAAGAUGUAAAAUGUAAAAAGUAUGCAUAAUACACGAUUGUAAUUAUGAACAUGGAAUGUUACGAAUUCGAUUCUCAAUGUUGCUUAGAAUUUCACUUAGUACUUAUAUAGACGUUAUUCAGUCAAAUGUAACAUCUAUACGUUGUAUCACCAAAUGGAUAAACUAUUCGUACGAUAUGCCUAUAUCUAUGAUCUAUGUAUCUGCGUAUAAUAUUUGAAGAAAUUAUUGUCGUUCACACCAAUACAAAACACGAUGAGCAGAGACCGAAAUUGUCUUAUAAAAGAAGAACAAACAAAUGUUUAAACCUACCAGCUCUACAACUAGUUACUAUAUAAUGCAACAACGAAAAACUUCGCUAAUCAAUAGUUUUAGUUUAAUUUAUUUGCACUUUUAAUGAAUAUAAAGAAGAAUAUUAAGUGGACGGUAUGUACUUACGAGUGAGAUUUUUUAUAUUGCUUAGUUAGUAAUCAAUUGAUUAUAUUAUAACACAAUACUGAUAUGUAAUUGAAAGGAACAAGUAAUUUUUACAUGAAGUGGAACAUAGGCAAAUGCGUGUAGAGUUGGUAGGGUAAUACUAAACACGUUGAAAUAUACUAAUUGAAACUAAUAACUGUUUGUUAUAUUUGUUGAAUUUGAAAUUUGAUGAUGGUUAAUGAUUGUACGCGCAGGAAUGUGUUACGAACGCUGAGAUUACUUGAGAUUGCUUGAAACUAAACAAAAUAAAACUUUACUGUAAGGUAAAUACGACGCACACCAAUAAAAAAACAUUGUAACGCGAGCGACAUUUUGCACGUUACAUGUGAAAUCCUUUCUAGACGUGCGGGAUGUCAUUCGUGUUGGAUUUAUUUUUAUGUUUGACACACAUGAACGCGAAGAAAACACGAAAGACAAGCGAAAGCAAACUAGUACAUAUAAUGUGUUAUCGAAUAACUUCUUCAACUUCAAAACUUGUAUCAUACUGUCUUGUAAUCUAAUGUUUGGUUAAUUUUAAGAUUUAAUUUAAACCAAAACUUUCAAUCCCAAUCUUAAUGUUUAAAUGAUGCUAAGAUUUGUACGUGUAAAUAGACGCAAAAAGGACAUUUGUCGAAAUGUGGAAAACAAGUCAAAAGUCACACACACUCUUCACGAUUUACACUAAACGCUAUUCCUAAACAAUAUCUAUGUCCAUCUUGAAUUAUGGUUAAUCCUUGAUAUUAUUCACAUUGCGACGUGAUAACAGUUACACGCGGUCACUUGUUACGGCGAAUUGUUGUCAAAUAUUUGGGUGCGUUAGCCUGCGACGUGUUUUCAAUGAGUUUUAAGUUAAAAAGAGUCAAAUGAAAACGAUGAAUCUUCCAUUUGUGACGUUUUUAUUGUGGACGUGUUUUGAAUCCUACCGUUUUAUUAUUAGUAAAUGCGUUAGAAAUGGACAAGAUGAUGAAACAAAGUGAUACAAUUAUACACGAUUAUUAUGUAACUAACAAAUGAUUAAAAACAAAAAAUGCAUCAAACAGUACUAACUAACAAACACAUAUACAUGAUGAAACUAUUCGAAACUAUAUAAAACAAGAAACCAAAAAGCUAAUAGCCGGCUGUAUUAAGUAGUUAUUUAUGUACUGUACGAAAAACUCGAUACGAUAACGGCGAUGCGACAUUAAAUAACUGAACGUGUUAGAAAUGUAAACCUAAAUAACACACAACUGAGUCACGAAUACCCGAAGCGUUUUUCGUUUGUCCUGUCGCAAGAAUAUUUCACGGUAAUUGUAAUGUCGUUGAUAGAGAAUAUUGGUAGCAAUUAAAUGCGAUCGUCGAUGGCGAUCCGUUCACACACUCAUAUCAAUCUGCAACACUUGCAAUAAUAGAUUUUGCGCGGCGGGACGAAUGAGAAAUUUGAUUAUUAACACGAUAAUUAACAUGCGACUUGCGAAAUUCAAGCUGAGGUCGAUGAGUCUACAAAGAAAGUGAUUUUUGGCGUAUUAGUACAUAAAACGUCGAGUUUUAGUCCUAAAAUUUUUGCUUAUUAUUAUAUAUAUGAAAUAUAUAUAAAGAAGAAGGGAUACAUGAUGAAAUAAUAUGUAAACAUAGUUUACUACAAACAAAAAUGUAUUAUCAUUAAUUAUUAAAUACUAUUAUAUUACAACUAUGGUGAUGAUUAUAAUUAGUAUAGUUUAUUAAAAAGAAUAAAAUAUUAAACAUCA
This is a messenger RNA of Dalotia coriaria, 3969 nucleotides long. RefSeq names its product Synaptosomal-associated protein 25kDa (gene Snap25). Gene Ontology annotation, molecular function: syntaxin binding; SNAP receptor activity. Bases 163 to 804 code for a protein of 213 amino acids. The transcript is spliced from 7 exons. NCBI's taxonomy places the organism in Eukaryota, Metazoa, Arthropoda, Insecta, Coleoptera, Staphylinidae. Gene Ontology annotation, cellular component: plasma membrane; SNARE complex. The record is from RefSeq and is a predicted model, not a curated record. Gene Ontology annotation, biological process: synaptic vesicle fusion to presynaptic active zone membrane; exocytosis; synaptic vesicle priming.